UCCACGAAAACACUCUCAUCGCAGUAGCGCACACGCACUCGGAGACGGCUGUAAUGUACUCGAGAACGAAAAAAGGCAUUCUUCUUUAUUGUUUGACUUUGGGGAGUUUUGCUGGCUGAAAAAGAGAGAGGUAAAGCGAGGGCUGGUGAAUCGGGGUCAUUAGUUCAGGCGGCUGGGUCUGGUGCAUUCCUGAGCUUGGAGAGGGGGAGAACCAAAAGAUGGAAUGUGACUCGAAGAGAAAGAAAGAGAGGGAGGACCUGAGCCGAGGGACCCUGAAGGGGCAAGAGAGAACAAGAAAAAAAGUGCGCUUGCCAAGGGAAAGAAAAAGUUUUCAAGGAGAGGAAGAAAAGCGGGGAGGGAGAGCUGGAAACUGUUAUUGGGGGAGGGGGAGAGCUGAAGUCAUUAAAUGUGUUAUCAGUUAAAGGGAGGACGGGAGAAAAGCUUUGAUUUUGAUGGUACGGCCAGAAGAUCCACAUUCACUGAAACAGACGUAAGAAUGAAGAUGGCUUUUUUGUUGGUGUUCGAGUUUGUGGCUCUUUCCCAUCACAAGCUGGAUGAACGGGUGCGCCAAUAAAGUCACCAUCGCUGUGCAUCGUGUAGGAAUGUUGUAGAUCUGCUCUUCGUGUAGUUCAUCCGGUCUGAAGUGUCUGUUGUCUAGAGGGAACACAAAGGCUCUUAAAGUGAGCUUCAUAGAGUGCUGAGCAUCAGAGGCGUACAGGAGGAGGACCCCCCAGACCCCCAGAUCAUGCGUCUGGACAACAUGCUGCUGGCCGAGGGCGUGUCCGGGCCCGAGAAGGGCGGCGGCUCCGCGGCAGCAGCCGCAGCUGCAGCGGCGGCCGGAGGAUCGCCCAACGACGGCAGCAUCGAACACUCCGACUACAGAGCCAAACUCGCACAGAUCCGUCAGAUCUAUCACUCCGAACUGGAGAAAUAUGAACAGGCCUGCAGUGAAUUCACCAAUCACGUGAUGAACCUGCUGAGGGAGCAGUCCCGCACACGGCCCAUCUCACCCAAAGAGAUCGAGCGCAUGGUGGCCAUCAUCCACCGCAAGUUCAGCUCCAUCCAGAUGCAGCUGAAGCAGAGCACCUGUGAGGCCGUCAUGAUCCUUCGCUCUCGUUUCCUUGAUGCCAGACGUAAGAGACGCAACUUCAAUAAGCAAGCAACAGAGGUGCUGAAUGAGUAUUUCUACUCUCACCUGUCUAACCCGUACCCCAGCGAGGAAGCCAAGGAGGAACUGGCCAAGAAGUGUGCCAUCACUGUCUCUCAGGUCUCGAAUUGGUUUGGCAACAAGAGAAUUCGGUACAAGAAGAACAUUGGUAAGUUCCAGGAGGAAGCGAACCUGUACGCCGUAAAAACAGCCGUGGACGCUGCCAAUGUGUCAGCACAGGCCAGCCAGGCAAACUCUCCAGCAACACCCAACUCAGGUGGAUAUCCUGCACCGUGCUACACACCUGACGGCAGGCUAUGAAGAUCUGUCAGGAAGUCCCCUUUAUACCCCACACCGUGUAGACGCUAACAACAGCUGGCAAGACAACACUAACCCUUCGUCCAUCACCUCUCCACCAGGACCACCUGGCAGCAUCCCCUCCGACACCUCCAGCUAAUCCACACACACACACACACAAAGCAUCCCAUCAUCCAGCCUCAGCCCUGCUCUUUCUCCUGCCCAAAGCCCGUGUCCAAGGUCUUCCAUAGUCAUCCGUUCCACCUUCUCUACGGUGUGCCGAACCGGACCGUUUGGAUGCACACGCUCCGCUCGAGCAAAACAUUUGGCAGCGGCUGAAAGGACAACACAGGGUGGACGCUCCACAGCCCCGUUCCCCCCGUCACCACGACCUCCCUCCUCGCUUGUACCAAAGUGCUGUCAAUGGUUGUCGCACCUUCCGCUCGACGAAGAACAACCUCAGACAACUGAACCACAAAGACGCCACGCAGAUCCUCUUUAGUCCACGUUUGCAGUUUUAAUAUGGUUUCCGAUCUCCGCCUCACUCGCGCCGUCCUCUGGUGUUCAACGUUCUGUUAAGCACAAAACUUUCACCUGGUGGGUGGACGGAGCAGAAUCUGUGAAAAGGUACGCCGUACAGUUUGGUGCGAGAGAUCUGCAGUGGAAAGAAACCGAGAUGCGGAGUGACUCAAUUUUCCCUCAGCCCACUGAGUCUCUCUCAACAAGCCGCGUUUUUGUUUUGGUUUUGGUUUAGCUAAUUGUGUUUUGGUUCUUCACAAGGAAUCCACCAGCCACCAAAUAUAAGACUGAGUCGGGUGGUAGGAAAGGGGUUGGACAGAUAGCUGGAGUAUUCGUUCGGAUGGGGACAUGGGGAGGGUAUUAGAAAUAUUUUUAAAGGGAAAGAUAAAACAUGUUUCACUGUCUUCCAUGCAUGUAGGGUGUUGAUGUUUUAGCGGAUCCAUUUAGCCUAACUGUUUUUUUUUACGAUAAAGUACUAUAAAAAAAAAAGAGAGAGAGGGUGUGACUAACAGACCAAAUAAACGAACAACUAUGUGAAUAAAAAAGAAACCAACCACGCCACACUUCAAACUGCCCGAUCCAGAGCUUUCUGUCAAAUUUCAGUGGUUUCUUUUUUUUUUUUUUACAGGUAACCAUGCUCUGUUUCACCCGGAAAACGUUUUUUGAGAAGGCAAUAGCAACCUGACUAUAUGUGGUAUAGUUGUUAUACUACAAUGCGUAUGUUAUACAUGUAUUGUCACGGUCAUUGAAAAUAUGAGAUUUGUUAUGAUGUUACAAGAACUAGUUACAGGUAUCAAGGAUUUGUUUUAUUUGUCCUGCGGCCUCUCACGUUACUAUGUUGUGUGUGUGUAUGGGUGUCUGUUUUUUAAGGGGGGUUGGGUUGUCUCUUAACUCACUUUGCUGUGCUUUUGAACUGAUUGUAUUGUACGUGCAAUUGAAAGCACCUGUUCCUUGGUAAAAGCAUGCUGUCCCCUUUUUCGUUGCCUACAAAUUCACUAAACAAAGGAACUCUUUCUUGUUAUCAGUUGACAUAGCCAAGCGACAAGGGCUUUUCUCCUUCAAAUUGAACCAAAAAUAAGUACUGGAUGUGUUGGGAUUUGAAACAGACGGACUAAAGCUAAUACUGAGGAACAUCAGAUAAAUUUAUAUUUACUUUUAUCCUGGUGGAUCAAGUUUGUAUUCGGGACUUGUUUCAUGUUGAUUUUCUUCUAUUUUUUAUUUUCCCAAUGUAACCUUUAGUCGCGUUUUUUUGAUAUGAAUGGAAAUUCUAUAUAUGAAACAAAGGACUAAAUAACGUUGAAAUGUAAAUUGGGGUUUGUUUAUAUGUACACAUAGGAAAACAAACUCUGAGGAGCUUUUCAAGGUAUUAUUCACAUCAUCGUGUCCUCUAUAGAUUACUGUUAGUUAUAAACAUUUCAUAUGGAUAUCUCUAACUGAUGCUAUUACUACACCAAAAUGUCUUUGUUUUCUUUUCUAUCAGUCAUCUAUGGAUGUCACUGUACAGAUUGUGGAAUGUUUCAGUGUAUUUUCUCAUUUUGUAUGCCUUUUUUCUUGUUUUGUUUUUUUAAUGCUGGGGUGUUGGAUUUACUCACGAGAGAGUAAUAUUUGUUAGUCUUUGUAAUAAUAUUCAUUUUAGCGUUUCAGUUACGUUUUAUUUCGGUUCGCAGUCUCCGAGUGUUGUUCGGUUAUUUUGUGUGGUUUUUGUCUGAGCAUUGGUUUACAGUGCUGUGAAAAUUCACUUCGUUUAUCAUCACACUAUUUCACUAUCGAUGCUUAAGCUACAGAUGCGAGAUACGGAAGGCAAACAGUGACGGUGAUAUCAAACACUACGUAGUCGUAGAAAUGGACUGGACAAAAUUUGGACAAUACUUUUAAGCUGAGGUGGAUUCAACAGCACUAAAUCAAAUGGCGUCAGUGUUUAUUUUUUCCUCGAUUUUAUCAUUAUUUUACUAGAAUUGUAGUACACGCUUCCUUCUGUAUUUACCAUUCUCUCCCUCUUCUCUACCUCUCCUCUCUCCAUUUCAUUUGUAUAUAAACCCCAUCAUUUUCAGACUUGGUAGUCUGUAUAAACUCCUUUUAUACCUCAACUUUAGAACUGUUCUAGUGAGAGAGAAAAAAAAGAAAUAUGAGAAAAUUGUAGUGUUCCUUAUUAGAAAAACAAAAACUAAUAAAAUAAUCUAGUGUG
This is a messenger RNA of Triplophysa rosa, 4148 nucleotides long. It is a transcript of the gene pbx4, whose product is annotated as pre-B-cell leukemia transcription factor 4. Gene Ontology annotation, biological process: brain development; neuron development; embryonic organ development. Gene Ontology annotation, cellular component: nucleus. Gene Ontology annotation, molecular function: RNA polymerase II cis-regulatory region sequence-specific DNA binding; DNA-binding transcription factor activity, RNA polymerase II-specific. The coding region runs from base 746 to 1468 and encodes 240 amino acids. The transcript has 7 exons. The record is from RefSeq and is a predicted model, not a curated record. NCBI's taxonomy places the organism in Eukaryota, Metazoa, Chordata, Actinopteri, Cypriniformes, Nemacheilidae.